AUGAAGUUUGUUGCAGUGUCUGCUCUGUGCCUGUGGGGGGUGCUGUGCCUCUGUGCCAGUGUGAAGGCCAUGGGGACUUUUGAGCUGAUGCGAGAUGCAGCAGUGGGCUGGACUGGUGCCCUGCCCUGUGGGACGUGGGACUGUGAGUGUGCUUUCAACAGCCAGCGGGGCUGCUGCUGUGUGGCCAAUGAGAUGAGUAUGCUGGAGGACCACACCUUCAUGCGCAUGGUGGACAUGUGGGAGCAGCUCACCCGAUUGGACAACGACAUCAAGGAAGUCACAGGCAACAAUAAGAUUGCGUUCACCGCGGCGAUGAGAUCUAGAAGCGACUGCUUCGGGCCCUUCACUAGCAACGUGCCAAUCCGCUACUACGCCAUCUCUCUCAACCAGGGCAAUGGAUACAAUGACGCUCUGGGUACCUUCACCUCCCCCCGCGCUGGCCUCUACUCCUUCUCCUUCACGGCCUACUCCAACGUGGGCGUGGACGGCGAGCGUCUUUACCACAAGGUGCAGCUAAUAAAGAACAACGAGGUGGUGGCCUCUGUGUGGGAGGACAACCGGGAGGACACGGAGGACAGCGCCACCCAUUCGGUGCUGGUGUCUCUGCGCCAGGGCGACCAGGUGUACGUGGAGCUGCUCUCCGGCAGGAGUCUGUGUGGCAACACCAAGGAGUACAACAGGUUCAGCGGAUACCUGGUCUACCCCUUCACACAGGAGUAG
Molecule: messenger RNA, 720 nt
Organism: Salvelinus namaycush (lake trout)
Lineage: Eukaryota; Metazoa; Chordata; Actinopteri; Salmoniformes; Salmonidae
Product: complement C1q-like protein 4
Exons: 4
Coding region: 1-720 (239 amino acids)
Molecular function (GO): protein binding
Source: RefSeq, a predicted model, not a curated record